Molecule: messenger RNA, 4711 nt
Organism: Cyprinodon tularosa
Lineage: Eukaryota; Metazoa; Chordata; Actinopteri; Cyprinodontiformes; Cyprinodontidae
Product: poly(rC)-binding protein 3
Exons: 15
Coding region: 375-1358 (327 amino acids)
Biological process (GO): regulation of RNA metabolic process; regulation of gene expression
Cellular component (GO): cytoplasm; nucleus
Molecular function (GO): mRNA binding
Source: RefSeq, a predicted model, not a curated record
CAGAUCCCCAGAGCACAGCUGCCGGGACUAAUUUGGGCUAAAAAACAUCACAGUGUGGAGCAAAAUCUGUUGUCCAAGAGAUCCAUUGGACCUCAUUCCAAAGAGUUCUGAUAGCCACAGGUCACAUGACCUGGAAGAAAAAACCCAGGAGGCUUUUGGGAUCGCUCUCCGCAUGGGCUGGAUAUCAACCUGAAGGGAAGUCUAAAGGCUGAUGAACUGAUCUGAGUCUGAGAGGGAGAGCAUUGAUCUGGUGUCCUGUAUGCCCUGGGAACCCAACGCCAGCACAACUCAGGUGACUGGCUGGCUGGAAUAUAACAGUAAUCCAUCUUCCUCAGAGGACAUUAAAGGGCAGAGCCAUUCCCACAUCCCCCAGCAUGGAGAACAGCAAAGUCCAGUCAGAGGGUGGGCUGAAUGUCACUCUGACCAUCCGCCUCCUCAUGCAUGGAAAAGAGGUGGGGAGUAUAAUUGGUAAGAAAGGAGAAACUGUAAAAAAGAUGCGAGACGAGAGCGGGGCAAGAAUCAACAUUUCAGAAGGAAACUGUCCAGAGAGAAUUGUGACCAUCACUGGACCUACAGAUACCAUAUUCAAGGCUUUUGCUAUGAUUGCCUAUAAAUUUGAAGAGGACAUAAUCAAUUCCAUGAGUAACAGUCCAGCCACCAGCAAGCCUCCGGUCACCCUAAGGCUUGUUGUACCAGCCAGUCAGUGUGGCUCUCUCAUCGGGAAGGGAGGAUCAAAAAUCAAAGAGAUGAGAGAGUCUACAGGGGCUCAGGUUCAGGUGGCGGGGGACAUGCUUCCUAACUCCACUGAGCGCGCCGUGACAAUCUCUGGAACCCCAGAAGCCAUCAUCCAGUGUGUCAAACAGAUCUGUGUGGUCAUGCUGGAGUCUCCACCAAAAGGUGCCACUAUCCCAUACCGCCCAAAGCCUGCCUCCACCCCAGUCAUUUUUUCUGGUGGUCAGGCCUACACAAUUCAGGGACAGUAUGCCAUACCACACCCAGACCAGUUGACCAAGCUCCACCAGUUGGCUAUGCAGCAAACCCCCUUUACCCCUCUUGGACAGACCACCCCUGCUUUCCCUGGUCUGGAUGCCAGUCCACCAGCCAGUACUCAUGAACUCACCAUUCCUAAUGAUCUAAUAGGCUGUAUUAUUGGACGCCAGGGAACCAAAAUAAAUGAGAUUCGACAGAUGUCUGGGGCGCAGAUCAAAAUUGCGAAUGCCAUGGAGGGCUCAUCAGAGCGGCAGAUAACCAUCACAGGGACCCCUGCUAACAUCAGCCUGGCUCAGUAUCUCAUCAAUGCCAGGUUCAGGGACGUGGCCGCCAUGUGGAAUGACCCCUCGUCCAUGACUACAUCCUGAAGGCAGCCACAAUCUGGCUCUUACAGUUUCACCUUUAUUCAAAAAUCCAUUAUUAGCUUCGAACCAUAAAAGUACUUUGUCAAAACCUGUUUCCUGUGUAUUGAUGUAACAAUACUUUGACAUUCUGAGAAACUUGCUUAUUGAGUGUUUGAAAGAAGAUAAACAUAUGAAAAAAAGACAUCUCCAACUAAAGUCCUUAUUAGCUUAGCAUGGGUUAGCCUCCACGAUAUAGAAGAAUCAUAAACAUAUUAGUUUAUGUGCCCUAAAAAUGUUUUCAUUGCAAAAUACAAUGUCUGUCCAAAAAAGUCACAUGGUUGGAGGUUUGAUUGACCUGCAUUUAGCUUUAAUAGGUGCUUGCAUUGGCUGUGGCACUGGUUCAAUAAGUUCCUGCAAUAAUACAGGAACUUAUUGAACCAAUGUGUGGCAAGAGAGCUCCUUGUAACUGCUGUAUUGUUGGGUAGUAAUUCAAUCGUACAACUAUCUAGUCUUGCUCUGAUUGCGCAAGUUCUACUACUUAGAAAAAUGAGAGCUCUGUCGUUUUCAUUAUGGUUACUCCUCAACAAGAGAGAGAAAUUAAAGACAAAAAAAAAUCCAGAAUAAUUAUAGUGUAGGAUUUUAAGGAAUUUAUUUGUAAAUAAUGGUGGAAAAUAUGUAUUUAGCCAAUACCAAGAGGGCAACGCAAUCCUUUUAAGUAUUACUUUUGUUAGCACUGACAUAGGUCAAAUGUUUCCUAUAAGUUUUAACUAGGGUUUCGCACACUCUAGCUUGUAUUUUGGCUCAUCCCUUCAUGCAGAUCUGUUCUAGGGCAUUGGUUUAUUUGCCGUUGUGACUGGGCAGCACAGAUUUUCCAGACUUGAGGUCCUGAGACGGGCUAGGCCAUGCCUGGAGCUUAAAAUGUUUUAUAUAGAGUUGCUCUUUCACUGCUGUGUGUUUUGGAUCAUUGCUUUGCUGGAAGACCCUGUCACAUUCAAUCACUAGAUGGAAGGAGUUUUUGACUUAAAAUCACACAACACAAAUCAGUCGCUCUGUCCCCUUUGCAGAAAAACAGCCUCAAAGCUUGAUCUUUUCAACUCCCAUCCUUCCCAAUAGCUAUGGUUUUCUUGGGAUGCAACUCAGCAUUCUUGUCCCCCAAACACGACUAGUUAAGUUUGUGCCAACAUUUUUAUGUCAUUUGACCACAUGAUAUCCUCUCAAUCCUCUUCUAGAUCAUCCAUAUGCUCUCUAGCAAUCCUCAGACGGGCCUUGACAUGUACUGGCUAACGCAGGAAGACACGCCAGGCACUGAAGGAUUUGAGCCUCUCUCUGAGUAGUGCAUUACUGAUGGCAGUCUUUGUUACUUUGAUCCCAGCUCUCUGCAGGUCAUUCAUCAGGUCUCUCCCUGUAGUUCAGGGAUUUUUGUUCACUUUUCUCAUGAUCAUUUUGAGCCCAGAGGAUGAGAUCUUGUGUAGAGAUCCAGAUCGAGGGAGAUUAUCAAUGGUUGUGUCUUCCAUUUUCUUCCAAUAGAUUGCACAGUUUUUUUUUUUUUUUUUUCACAAGGACCUGCUAGCUUGUUGUAGAUUCACUCUUCCAGCCUGAUGCAGGUCUGCAAUUUUCUGUCCUUUGACAGCUCUUUAGUCUUCCCCAUGUUUGAGCUUGGAGUCUGACUUUUUGAAGCUGAGGGCAGGUGCCAUUAAUACUGUUAUGAGAGCAGAACAGAAGAGCUUCUUACAGAAGAAGUCACAUGUCUGUCGGGCAGAUAUCUUGGUUGUGUGUGGGUGAUCAAAUACGUUUUCCUUCAUCAAUUAUAAAUAAAUUCUUUAAAAAUCCUUUUCCGUUGUACUUCAAUCAAGAUGAUUGACAGAACAUCCUUUAUGUAAUGAAGGUUUAGAGAUAUGGCGAAGGGCCUGGCCUUCCAAGGAAGCUCGGCAUAGAGACACUGUUCCGCCAUAUCGAAAGCAUUAUCUAAAGUUGAUUUAGUCAAAUAUGUUUUCAGAUACCUCCUGGAUGUCCCAUUUGGGACUUCAAGCACAUGACACUGGGAGGAGGUACAGGAGAUGACCCAGUACACAGUUGAGAAACUGUAGCUGGUAGUGUCUGAGCAAAGAAAAGUUGGGAGGAGGUAUUUGCUGAGACUUCUGUCUCUGCAACCCAGUCCCACAUAAAGCAGAGGAUGCCGAGCACAAGUAUUACUAUCCAAUAAGAGUCUCUUACCUCAUUAUUGAAUUGGUUUUAGGCAGGCAGUGUGUGACAUUCAAAAGAUACAAAAUGUUCCCUUUGUUUAUUUUUGUGAUCAAUUACGAAAUCUUUCUCCUUCAGGUUUCUUUUGCUUGCUGAAAUCUUGGUGAAAACUGUGCAGAUAAAUGUGUUUUUGAAAAUGUCAAAGUAUAUUUUCUUUGCUUAGCAUGUAGGAGUCAAGAAGGUAUUUUCUGUGGGUCAGUUCUAUCAUAGGUAAACUUACCGUUUCAUUGUAUUCAAAUACUAAAGAAAAAAAUACAAUUAAAAAAAGUAAAAUCAAAAAGUUAAGAAAAAAGGGCAGAAACAGUGAUUUAAUGCUGUUAGAAAUGAGAUUGAUGUGAUGCUUCUUUCUUGUACAGCAGCUUUUCCUUCUCCAAUCGAUGCAUGACCUCAUUAGAUAUAACGUCCAGUUUGUUCAUACCAGCAGAUUCCAGACAGCCAUUGAAGAAUAACUUUCACUCUUCAGCGAAAGUUACCUUUUCACACUUUAUUUAUUUCUGUCCUCCACCUCCUUACCCCUCCCCCUUUUCUUUUUAAUCGUUCUCAGGCUGACGUCUGAAGUCACUGGGAUGGGCACGCUCUAAUUUCCACUCAUCCUCUUCCGUGCAUCACAUGAGCUCUGAGUAAACGGCACUAAGCGUGAUUGUUGACCUCUGACCAUUCUGCUGUUUCACCUGAUAAUUUAUUGUAACGUUUCACAUCAUUCCAACUCAACCCCAGCCCAACCUGAAAAUCUUUUUUCUUUUUUUUUCUUUAAGCCCUUUGGAUUCUACCCUUUUGGUACUUUUGAUGGCAUGCUAUGCUGAGUUUCUGUUUUUAUCAUUCUAGUUUUAUUUUACUUCAAACCAACACUAAAAACACUGAAUGAAGACUGGCACUACCCUUCAGCCCAACGUCACAAUUCCCUUUGCUUUGAUCCAUUUGUCAAGUUCUUACAAAUGUUCUGAUCUUUUCCUAAAUCAAGUUGACAGAUGCAAUGGGUGUUCUUGCAGAAAUGUUUGCUUGUAUAUCUUAGUAACAGUUUGCAUGACUCAGCAUUUUAGAUUUAUUUUAAAGUCAAAUGGAAACAAUGAAAUGCAGGUUGGAACUGCAUACAUCUGUCAGAUUCUUUUUAUUAAAACUCUUAAAAAGGAAGUCUA